AUGUUUUGGGUACCGUGGAGCUUACUUUACUUUUACGCGGCUUGCAUGUGCUCCUUUGUUUGGAUCAUUCAUUUAUCUAGACACAUUCUUUUGGAAAGGGAGUACGAUUGGACGAAGUUCCCUAGAGAGCUUCUUUGCUCAGUUUUGGCUGGUACACUAUCCUUCUGGUUGGGGACUGUCCAGUUUUCGCUUUUCUAUUAUCCACUUCAUGACUUUUUCGGCAUCCAUACCGAAAUUACCACUGUACUCUUCUUUUCUCUCUAUGCUGCCAUAGUUUUCGUGGCUGAUAGGAACAAUUUUGGUGCAGACGCAAGGACAGGACCCCGUUUCUGGUUCGACGAAUUAUCGUGUGCCAUCUGUUUGGAGUACAUAUUUUUGAUGGUUCUUGUUGUCAUUUCCGAUCCUUUGAACAUUGUUAGCGAGGGUAUCCAUCAAGCUAUUGGACCGUGCAAGCAAAUGGAAGAAGUUAAUAGCCCUGCUGGUCUUUGCGGAAAUCCCUACGGCAGCACUCAGUUCGACUGGCUUCAAUCAUUUGCUCCAGAAUUCAUGUGCGCUGUGCUCAAGGUUAUCAUUAAGGUUCUACAAAGAGAAAAAUAUCUCUGCGCUACAAGAUACGACGAAAAAUACUUUGACUUCCACUGUGUGCCAAAUGGUCCUCCAAAGCAGCAGGAUGAUGGCUCGGGCAAACUCCUUCCUUUGGAGUACUAUCCACUAUGUGGAACGGAUUUCGAGAAUCGGGCUGAGUACAUAGUAGUAAUCUGGGGUUGUUGCAUUCUCUUCGGCUUCUUCUUCUAUCAGAUGGCGGCGUGCUCUGGCUCCACACCUGUAGAUCCUGUUAAGCUUGACGCUUUUAAGAAGCCAAUCGUCUCAACCAAAGCGAAAGCGGUCAAGAAUAGGCUGAGAUCCUCUUCUGUGAAGGCACCGAAAAGAGUUGUUCAACGCAAGAAGAAUGCACCCGAGACAGCUCAUCUGCUUCGUUCGGUUAGUCACAACCUAUAA
Messenger RNA from Haemonchus placei, 999 nucleotides. The record is from the annotation of a GenBank genome assembly. Lineage: Eukaryota; Metazoa; Nematoda; Chromadorea; Rhabditida; Trichostrongylidae.